GAGGCGCCCGCCCACCCAGUUGCUUUCUUCCUCAUUCACUCAUCACUCCUCCCCCAUGGCCAUCUCCAUCCAUCCCCACCCACCACCAUCCCCAACAGAUUAGCUGCAGACCGCCGAUGCCGACGCCUCCUCCCUCCCCGCUUCGCCUUCUCUAACAACCAAAACUCAACCACCGUGUCCAUGGCCGCCUCCUUCCUCCUCCUCCUGCUGCUGCCGCUCCCGGCGCAGGCCUUGAGCCAGGACGGCCUCCACCUGCUCGACGCCAAGCGCGCGCUCACCGUCCCCGCGCCCGCGCUCGCCGACUGGAACCCGCGCGACGCCACGCCCUGCAACUGGACCGGCGUCGCCUGCCACGACAGCGACGGCGCCGUCACCGUCAUCUCCCUCCCCAGCCUCAACCUCGCCGGCUCCUUCCCCGCCGCGCUCUGCCGCAUCCCGCGCCUGCGCUCCGUCGACCUCUCCGACAACUACAUCGGCCCCGACCUCGACGUCGCCCGCUGCGCCGCCCUCCAGCGCCUCGACCUCUCCAUGAACGCGCUCGUCGGCCCGCUCCCCGACGCCCUCGUCGACCUCCCGGACCUCCUCUACCUCAACCUCCAGAGCAACAACUUCUCCGGCCCCAUCCCGGAGUCCUUCGCCCGCUUCCCCAAGCUCCAGUCGCUCUCCCUCGUCUACAACCUGCUCGGCGGCCAGGUCCCGCCCUUCCUGGGCCGCGUCGCCACGCUCCGGGAGCUCAACCUCUCCUACAACCCCUUCGCGCCGGGCCCCGUCCCGCCCCAGCUCGCCGACCUCUCCGCGCUGCGGGUGCUCUGGCUCGCCGGCUGCAACCUCGUCGGCCCCAUCCCGCCCUCCCUCGGCCGCCUCACCAACCUCACCGACCUCGACCUCUCCACCAACGCGCUCACCGGCCCCAUACCGCCGGAGAUUGCAGGCCUCACCAGCGCCGUCCAGAUCGAGCUCUACAACAACUCCCUCACCGGGCCCAUCCCCACGGGCUUCGGCAACCUCCGCCACCUCAGGGCCAUCGAUUUCGCCAUGAACCGCCUCCACGGCGCCAUCCCGGAGGACCUCUUCCACGCGCCCAGCCUCGAGACCCUGCACCUCUACGCCAACGUGCUCACGGGGCCCGUGCCGGAGUCCAUCGCCAGGGCGCCGUCGCUCGUCGAGCUGCGCCUCUUCGCCAACAGCCUCAACGGCACGCUGCCCGCCGACCUCGGCCGGAACACGCCGCUCGUCUGCCUCGACAUAUCCGACAACGCCAUCUCAGGCGAGAUCCCGCCCGGGAUCUGCGACCGCGGCGAGCUGGAGGAGCUGCUCAUGCUCGACAACAUGCUGUCCGGCCGUAUCCCCGACGCGCUCGGCCGCUGCCGGAGGCUGCGCCGGGUGCGCCUCUCCAACAACAGGCUCGCCGGGGACGUGCCCGACGCGGUCUGGGGCCUCCCGCACAUGUCCCUUCUCGAGCUCAACGAUAACCACCUCACCGGCCAGAUCUUCCCGGUCAUCGCCGGCGCGGCCAACCUGUCCAAGCUCGUGCUGUCCAACAACCGCCUGACCGGGGCCAUCCCGGCGGAAAUCGGAUCCCUCUCCAAGCUCUAUGAGCUCUCCGCCGGCGGCAACAUGCUGUCUGGCCCGCUCCCGUCCUCUCUCGGCGGCCUGGCGGAGCUCGGUCGCCUCGUGCUCCGCAACAACUCGCUCUCCGGCCAGCUGCUUCGAGGCAUCCAGUCAUGGAAGAAGCUCAGCGAGCUCAACCUCGCGGAAAACGGCUUCACCGGCUCCAUACCGCCGGAGCUUGGUGAUCUGCCCGUGCUCAACUACCUCGACCUCUCCGGCAACGAGCUCAGCGGCGAGGUCCCGGUGCAGCUGGAGAACCUGAAGCUCAACCAGUUCAAUGUGUCCAACAACCAGCUCCACGGCCCGCUGCCGCCGCAGUAUGCCACGGAGGCGUACCGCAGCAGCUUCUUGGGCAACCCUGAGCUGUGUGGGGAAAUUGCCGGGUUGUGUGGCGGCGAUUCACAGGGAAGGUCCAAGCACCAGUCUGGCUUGGCCUGGAUGAUGCGCUCCAUCUUCAUAUUUGCGGCUGCCAUUCUGGUCGCCGGAGUCGCGUGGUUCUACUGGCGGUACCGGACCUUCAACAGAUCGAAGCUGAGAGCCGACCGCUCGAAAUGGACAUUGACGUCCUUCCACAAACUUUCAUUCAGCGAGUAUGAGAUCCUGGAUUGCCUUGACGAGGACAAUGUCAUCGGCAGCGGGGCAUCUGGGAAGGUGUACAAGGCGGUGCUCAGCAACGGCGAGGUAGUCGCCGUGAAGAAGCUGUGGAGCGCGGCGGCGGCAAAGAAGAAUGGCGGUGGCGAGGGCUCAGGCUCAGCUGCGGACGACAGCUUCGAAGCCGAGGUGAGGACGCUGGGCAAGAUUCGGCACAAGAACAUUGUGAAGCUCUGGUGCUGCUGCGCCCACAAGGAGUGCAAGCUGCUGGUGUACGAGUACAUGCCCAACGGAAGCCUCGGGGACGUGCUGCACAGCAUUAAGGCGGGGUUGCUGGACUGGGGAACGCGGUACAAGAUCGCGCUGGAUGCAGCAGAGGGGCUGUCCUACCUUCACCAUGACUGCGUCCCGGCCAUCGUCCACAGGGACGUCAAGUCGAACAACAUCCUCCUGGAUGCGGAGCUGAGCGCCCGGGUGGCCGAUUUCGGGGUGGCCAAGGUGGUGGAGGCCAAGUCCAUGUCGGUGAUCGCCGGCUCCUGCGGCUACAUUGCGCCUGAGUAUGCGUACACGCUGCGCGUGAACGAGAAGAGCGACACUUACAGCUUCGGCGUGGUCCUCCUGGAGCUGGUGACCGGGAAGCCGCCGGUGGAUCCUGAGUUCGGGGAGAAGGACCUGGUGAAGUGGGUGCGCGGCACGCUGGAGCAGAAGCAGGGGGUGGAGCACGUCCUGGACAGCCGGCUGGACAUGAGGUUCAAGGAGGAGAUGGUGAGGGUGCUCCAGAUCGGGCUGCUGUGCGCGAGCUCGCUGCCGAUCAACCGCCCGGCGAUGCGGAGGGUGGUGAAGAUGCUGCAGGAAGUGCGGGCGGAGGGCGGCAGGCCGCGGGUGGACAAGGACGGGAAGCUGUCGCCGUACUACUACGAGGACGCCGAGGGUGGUGAGGUUCAUCAUGCCAGUUGAAAUUUGAGAGAAAGAAUUUCUUUUUUUUUCUCUCUCUCAUUCCGGAAGCAAAGCAAGCUGGGUGACUGGGUCCGGCCGGCAAUGGCGCCGGCGGCCGUAGUACCAAGGAAGUUGUUGGUACCAGUGGGGUUCGUUUGACGUUGGUGAUUCCUUGCGGUGGAUGCAUCGCGACGCCAACGCUGAUCGAUCGGAAUCUCAUCAAAUGUAAACAGUUGGUAGUCAUGACUGAUUGCUGGUAGCUGCUGAUCCUUGCCUGCAUCGAUCGGCUCGGAGACUGGCAGACAUGGGACACAUGUUGGUGGUUUCGGGAACUCGAGAUUCGUGUGGAUGGAUAGAGUAGUUCUCAAGUGAGUGAGCAUCGAGGAUUGGGGGCCUGCUUGGAUUGGUCCCAAAAUUUUGACUAGCCAAAUGAAAUUUUGACUAGCCAAAUGUUGGGCAAAAUAUUUGUCCAUAUUUUGGUAGAAAAAAUGUGAGAGGUGGGUAAAUUUUGACACAAAACCAAAUAGUGGUUAAAAUUUUGACUUGCCAACACUUUGGCAUGUCAAAAUUUUAGUAUCAAUCCAAGCAGGCCCUGGAUACUGGAUACGGAUGAAAUUGAAUAAGAAUUCAGAUCUGGAUAUCUUGUCGAUUUGAUUGA
Panicum virgatum (switchgrass) is the source of this 3796-nucleotide messenger RNA. Its product is annotated as receptor-like protein kinase HSL1. The coding region runs from base 181 to 3159 and encodes 992 amino acids. Gene Ontology annotation, molecular function: protein kinase activity; ATP binding; protein binding. The transcript has 2 exons. Gene Ontology annotation, biological process: hormone-mediated signaling pathway; protein phosphorylation. Gene Ontology annotation, cellular component: plasma membrane. NCBI's taxonomy places the organism in Eukaryota, Viridiplantae, Streptophyta, Magnoliopsida, Poales, Poaceae. The record is from RefSeq and is a predicted model, not a curated record.